Messenger RNA from Protobothrops mucrosquamatus (brown spotted pit viper), 702 nucleotides. RefSeq names its product ribosomal protein S15 (gene RPS15). The record is from RefSeq and is a predicted model, not a curated record. Gene Ontology annotation, biological process: ribosomal small subunit assembly; translation. Bases 1 to 648 code for a protein of 215 amino acids. Gene Ontology annotation, cellular component: ribosome; cytosolic small ribosomal subunit. NCBI's taxonomy places the organism in Eukaryota, Metazoa, Chordata, Lepidosauria, Squamata, Viperidae. Gene Ontology annotation, molecular function: structural constituent of ribosome; RNA binding. The transcript is spliced from 5 exons.
AUGGCAUAUAAAUGCAGAAAUCAAUUUCUAGUGGAUGAAAUGCCCAUGGGAAUUAUUGCAAAUGAUAUAGACUCGGGGGACGGAGAGGGGGGGUGGAAAGUGGGAAAAAUCGUCAUUCUCGUGCGGCCGGAACUCGCGCGGCGGUUCUCGCGAUAUCAAGAGCCGGUCGCGCGAGAGUUCGGCCUUUUCCCGGAGAAGACUGCGGCUAAGAUGGCGGAAGUGGAACAGAAAAAGAAGCGAACCUUCAGGAAAUUCACCUAUCGAGGUGUUGACCUGGAUCAGCUCCUCGACAUGUCUUAUGAGCAGCUGAUGCAGUUAUAUAGCGCCCGCCAGCGCCGGAGACUGAACCGUGGUCUGCGCCGCAAGCAGCACUCGCUGCUCAAACGUCUCCGCAAGGCCAAGAAGGAUGCACCUCCCAUGGAAAAGCCAGAAGUGGUGAAGACCCACUUGCGCGACAUGAUCAUUCUUCCGGAGAUGGUGGGUAGCAUGGUGGGCGUGUACAACGGGAAGACCUUCAACCAGGUGGAGAUAAAGCCUGAAAUGAUCGGCCAUUAUUUGGGAGAAUUUUCCAUCACAUACAAGCCUGUGAAACAUGGCCGACCUGGCAUCGGGGCCACCCACUCAUCUCGGUUCAUUCCUCUAAAAUAAGAGCGUUUUUGGGGAAGGGUAUUUUUAUGUGUAAAUAAAAAGAUUUCCCAAACA